This is a messenger RNA of Prinia subflava (tawny-flanked prinia), 530 nucleotides long. RefSeq names its product cytochrome c oxidase subunit 6C. Lineage: Eukaryota; Metazoa; Chordata; Aves; Passeriformes; Cisticolidae. The record is from RefSeq and is a predicted model, not a curated record. The coding region runs from base 173 to 406 and encodes 77 amino acids. The transcript is spliced from 4 exons.
UCGGGUCUGCAGUUCGCUCCCACACGGGCGGGGCGCUGCGCCCGGCGGGGUUUGACCCGCGCCGCCCGCCGUAGCCGCCUGCGCCCCGCGCAUGCGGAGUAGCGGGGCCGCAGCGGGAGCGCGGCCGGCGGCGCAGAAGGACCUUGGUGGGAGCUGAGGAAACCCCGUCACCAUGUCGGCUGCGCUGUUGCCAAAGCCGCAGAUGCGGGGCCUCUUGGCCAGGCGGAUGAAGUUUCACCUCCUGGGGGCGUUUUUGGUAUCCAUGGGAUCCGCAGUUCUGUUCAAGAUUUUAGUUGCUGAGCCCAGAAAACGAGCUUAUGCAGACUUCUAUAGAAACUAUGAUCCCAGGAAGGACUUUGCAGCCAUGAAGGCAGCUGGUGUGCUCGAGAGCGCGCCGCCCAAGUGACGAUCCCCAUUCAGUUCAUGGAGAUUUGAUGACUGAACCUGAUUUGUUCACUGAAGUGUAAAGUGCAGUGCACUUCAAUGCAUGCUCUAAUGCAACUCAAUAAAUAAAAUACAUAUGUCAGUGA